GUUCUGUGUUGAUGUCCUCUCUUCAGACUCUGAAAUCUGAACAAACCCAUUCCCGCUGCUGUUGCGGAUGGAUAAACAAUACGUAUUCUCUUACUCUCAGGGUCGUCUGCCAGGUGUACAGCUUUGACAAGUCUCCGUGUUAUUAAAAUUGUCAACAUGAAGAGCGAGAGGGAGGACAUCAUUUUCCAGGCGCUCCUCUUGAUCCACAUCCCUGUGGCCUGCCUCUUCACUGCAGUGUCAGGUCAGUCCGACAGCAGCAGCAGUGUGGUGGUGGCAGGUUACAAUGUAAGCGCCCCAGCUGGGUCGAGGGUGGUGCUGCAGUGUGUGAGCGGUCGCAUGGUGUGGACCAGGGACAGGGUGAGGGACAGACAGAGGGUGCUCCACUGGGACCUGUACCGGGCCCAUCCAGACAACACCAUGGAGAGGGUGGUGGACAUGUUUUCAGCAGGAGACCAGAGGAUCUACAACUCCUACAACCUGGGUAGAGUCGGCAUCACCCAAACAGCCUUCAGGGAUGGAAACUUCUCCCUGGUCAUCAAAGAUGUGACGAUGAACGACAGAGGUCUGUACUCCUGUAACCUCCACCAUCUCUACUGCCACCUGUACGAGACGGUCAGAGUACAGCUCAACGUCACUAAAUCACGCCGUAAGGAACAGCGCUUCUGGGAUGGACAAAAGGCGGUGUAUGUGGUGCUGCUUGGGAGCACCGUGGUGCUGCCUUGCAUCAACCGACGCAACGUGUGGACAGACUGGAGCAACGACGAGGAGGACCAGCAGGUAGUCCACUGGGACCGCCAGUCCCCAGGAAUCCGCCAUGACCGUGCUGACCGGCUGGUGGAUCUGUACGCCUCUGGGGAGCAGCGCAGCUACGGACCACUGUUCCUCCAGAGGAAGAUGAACAUCAGCAAUCAAGCCUUCUCAGAGGGAGACUUCUCACUCACCAUAUCUGACCUGCAGCCCACAGAUGAGGGGAUGUAUUCCUGCCACCUCCACCAUCAUUACUGUGGCCUACAUGAGAGAAGAGAGUUCCAGGUCACAGUCGAGCCACCAGUGAUUCAGACCACCCAGACAGCCAAAGCACUGCCCAAUGAGGACAAAGAUACCACGAAGGCUGAAUCACCGCGAGUCAUCAAUGUUAUUCUGCCCGACCAGAGACACCACUUUCUCCUGCCGCUGGGCUACGUCCUCACGUCCUUCCUCCUCCUGGUGUUCAUUAUCCUCAUCAUUAUCCUCAUCACACGCAGGCGUAAAAUCAAAGAGUAUUAUCCUCAGGCAUCCAUGAGGUCCAGCAGAAGUCACAGCAGCUCGGAUGACUUUGAGAUGGACGUGACUGAAGUCAAUAUGUGCAACGAGGAAGAAAGAAGAUUCGACUACAAGAACAACCUGCUGAAAGUGAAGGCCCACAUGAACACUCAGCCUAAAGUCAUUGAUCUUGACAAAGAGAUGCAGAAGUUUGCUAAGUGAGAAAAUGAGAGGAAAAAGUGAAACUGGAGCCACUGGCUGGUCCAGAGGCUGCGCUCCAAAUGAAACACACUGCCUUCUGUCCUGGCAGGAGAGACGCCACAGAGAGAGAAGCAAUGUCGCCAGAACGCUUCGUUGUGAAAUGCAGAAAAAAAAACAAAAAAACCCAAAACAAAACAAACAAAAAAAAAAGAGUUAGAGACAUAGAUACAAAAAAAAAGAAUUUGUUUUCUUUUAUUGUACUUUAUUGUCAAACUAAAAAGACUGGACUUGGACGACUGUGCACGGCACCAUAGCACCACCCAGAGGGGAGUUUUAGCCAAACCUUGAUUUGGAGAAGAAGAAACUGUACUUCAGUUAAAGUUGACUCAGUAGUGACUGAGUGAAUAUGAAUGAUCAGUUAUUACAGCUUCAAUCAUUAUGCCUCAAGUUAAAAAAAAAAAUACUGAUAUUUUACUUUCCACUUUGUUCUUCUCUGUUUACUCACAUACUCCAUCAUGGCUUAACUGACUGGACUGAAGUAUCACUGAAGUGUUAAUAUCAGUGUGUACUGCUUCCUCUAGGCUUUACUGUAUGCUAACUGACCAGUCAAGCAGUGUAUGUACAAAUUUUAUUGUGAUGCUGAGACUGUAUUUUUUUGAGGAAUAGUCCCUUUUUCUUUUAAAUUUUUUUUUUUUUUUUACAUGUAUUAAAAUUAAGUGUUAUUGCCGCUCGGUAAUUGGUUAUUACACUAACUUGUUAAGAGAAGAUACCUCUUUGUAUUCAAAUGACGUUUUGAAUAUGAAAGUAAAUGUUAUUACUUGUGAACUGAAUGUGGACAGGAGACAUGUUUGGCAACAGCCCUUUUUCACAGAUGAUAUUUUGACUUGUUACAUUAGGAGAAGCACAGGUGUUACUAAUAAUAUUAACAAUGGCUCUGUUUUAUUCAAGUGUCCUUCACACACCGUCAUGACGGUGUGGAAAUGAGCCAGCAUGUAAAACACAACACAAUGAGAUAGCAGGAUCAGCUUCCUCAUAUUUUGGAUGUGUCUGAUGUGUUUAUGUGAUGAUCAUUGCAGUCAUAAUGUUGCUGCAUCUGUGUUUGACAAGUCACAAUGUCAUUUCACGUUUCACCCCACAUUUCUUGUCCCGUUCAUGUACAUCCGCCAGUUUGAGAACCACUGCAUUAACUAUGUAUAACAAAAUGUUAAUAUUACAGGGAAAGUGGAACAUCUUUUCUAUUUGCAGGACUAAGUGUAAACGUCUGUACAAACUCCAGCAAAAACACUUCACAAUAUCUGCUGGCUUCUGCUUUUUUCACUUAACUAUUCGCAGUUUAUCAUCAUUUGGCUCAUUUAUACUUGGUGUCAAGGGAACUACCUAUGUGCUGUGCUGCUAAUACAAUAAAAUUUUAACAUAAAA
Seriola dumerili (greater amberjack) is the source of this 2862-nucleotide messenger RNA. RefSeq names its product matrix remodeling-associated protein 8-like. Bases 157 to 1464 code for a protein of 435 amino acids. The transcript has 12 exons. Lineage: Eukaryota; Metazoa; Chordata; Actinopteri; Carangiformes; Carangidae. Gene Ontology annotation, biological process: cell adhesion; establishment of glial blood-brain barrier. The record is from RefSeq and is a predicted model, not a curated record. Gene Ontology annotation, cellular component: membrane; cell surface.